This is a messenger RNA of Patiria miniata (bat star), 4699 nucleotides long. Its product is annotated as cytosolic carboxypeptidase-like protein 5. The transcript has 15 exons. The record is from RefSeq and is a predicted model, not a curated record. Gene Ontology annotation, biological process: protein deglutamylation; proteolysis. Gene Ontology annotation, molecular function: metallocarboxypeptidase activity; zinc ion binding. Lineage: Eukaryota; Metazoa; Echinodermata; Asteroidea; Valvatida; Asterinidae. Bases 1 to 3420 code for a protein of 1139 amino acids.
AUGGAGUAUCGUAACGGGGGCCUUCUCUUCACGUCAAAGUUCGACUCGGGUAACUUAGCCCGAGUGGAGCGUGUCUGCCGUGAUGACGAGGACGAUCCUAGCAUACGACGAGUCGGGGACCCAAGCCCGGCUCCAGACUAUGAGUUCAAUGUGUGGACCAAGCCCGACUGUGGCGGCACGGAGUUUGAAAAUGGCAACAGGUCCUGGUUCCAUUUUGCCAUCAAGGGCUGUCCAAUGAACAAGCUGGUGAAGAUCAACAUCAUGAAUAUGAAUAAGCAGGGGAAGUUAUACAGUCAGGGCAUGGCGCCUGUGGUACGCGUGCUGCCCCAGAAGCCAAAGUGGGAACGAAUUAGGGAGAGGCCAACGUAUGAGAACGCGGAUGGCCAGUUCAUUCUAACCUUCACGUACCGCUUUGAGUAUCGGUUCUCUUCCGUCUAUUUCGCAUUCUGCUACCCGUAUUCCUACGCUGAGUGCCAGCAGAAGAUGGACGACUUGGACACUCAGUUUGCCCACUGCCAAAACCUUUCACCGUCCAGUCCCGUCAACUCCAUAUACUACCACCGAGAGCUGCUGUGCUAUUCGUUGGACAGGCUCCGCGUUGACCUCAUGACAAUUACAUCAUGCCAUGGAUUGACCAAUCAGAGGGAGCCACGUCUACCUAAGCUAUUUCCGGAUCAGUCGGUGCCCCGCGCUUUCAAAUUCAAAGGCAAACGGGUAUUCUUUCUAACAAGCCGGGUUCACCCAGGUGAGACCCCAGCCAGCUUUGUCUUCAACGGAUUCCUUGAGUUCAUCCUACGACCUAAGGACCCACGUGCCAUCCAGCUACGCAGGCAGUACGUCUUCAAGCUUAUCCCGUUGCUGAACCCGGACGGUGUGCAGCGCGGGCACUACCGGACUGACCAGAAAGGCGUCAACUUGAACCGUGUGUACCUCAACCCCGACUUCAACCUCCAUCCAUCCAUUUACGCUGUUAAGAAUCUGAUUCUGCAUCAACAUGUGAGCUCCAGGGUGGUUUCGAGCGCAAGUCCGAGUCCGAGAAAAGCUGACUUGAAGACGGUUUCGGAAAGGAGCGAAAAGGGGGAAGGGGAGGGCACCGUGGCAGUUUUGCCUUGUGUUGAGAUGAAGCCGUGCCCAGCGAAUGCGAUAGUCUUGAUCCACGAAGGUUCCGGGGAAGCUGGGUCGCUGAACACCGAAUGUCAAAUGAACGACGCGAUUGACGAACUGAUUGUGAAAUCAGAAGCUGAUUUUGUUGACCGACACAAAGCAGCAGAAUUGUUGGAUACCGGCUUGCCUGCAUCCGACACCGUUAGUGUGUCCAGGGAACGUUUAGACAGCAAAAAGUGUGUGGACCACGAGUCCCGAUCACGCGGAUCUUCCAUAGCCAAAGAGAGCUCUGUCGAUGGUGAUUCAGGAGGUGAAGAAGAUGACGACACCGGGCUUCGAAGACCCUCCGUAACUUCUCAGGACACAACAAAAAUUGAAUCAAAUGACGAAGCCACACCGAACAUUCCGCCAAACGAGAGCGGGGUGGCGCUAUACGUAGACCUCCAUGGCCACGCCUCGAAGCGAGGCUGCUUCAUGUACGGCAACUACUUUGAUGACGAAGAACGACACGUCGACAACCUCCUGUUCCCGAAGCUGAUCGCAAUGAACUCAGCUCAUUUUGACUUUGACGGGUGCAACUUCACAGAGAAGAACAUGUACACAAAAGAUAAACGGGACGGCAUGUCUAAAGAAGGCAGCGGGCGGGUUGCUAUACAUAAAGCUACUGGGAUUAUACAUAGCUACACCUUAGAAUGCAACUACAACUCGGGCCGGUUUGUCAACUCGCUCUCCCCGGCUACUACGGACGAUGGCCACGCUACCCCACCCCCGCUUGCCGGAUACCCUCCUAAGUACAGCCCCCAGCACUUUGAAGAGGUUGGCAGGGCGGUUGCCGUUGCAGCGAUAGACCUCACCAACACCAACCCCUGGUCCAGAUUGGCGUCCACCGAGUACGCCAACGUCGUGGGAGUACGGGCCUGGGUCCAACGCUAUCUGCGUAGCAUGCGUGGAGCGCCCUCCCUCCCCAAGAAAAUGGCGCGCGUCGCCUCAAAGACCUCAAGCAUUGUCGCCAGCGCCACUGCCAAUACAUUCCACAACAGGCCACGUUUCUCUUGGAGCGACACAACAACAAGUCAAGCCCCCUCUAGUGUUCAAAACAAUCCAGUGUCGUCAAUAUCAUCAACCACCACGGCCACCGGCAAGAAAACGACAACACGGCAUCUGGGCCCCGUAAGAGAAACAAAGGCAACGAUCGAGAGAAAGAAGCACGUGCAACAGAUGCAGGGGUCAAAGUUGAUGUCAGCCUCUGUCCCAGCGUUCGGUAGCACCACCCUGAGGUCACACCCCCUGCCAAACCAGGGUCGACAAGCCCUCCCAAACCCCACCACCCCACACCAAUCCAACAACCACCACAUCAACAUCGGCCUAACGAGCAGUCUCAAAACCCACAAGACUAGCCCCCAGUCCCACAACCACCUGUUGCAAGGGGUGCAGCAUCCCAACGUACACGGGGUGACAAACCCUGUGACGCACGGGGUCCCGCCACCCAUCCGACACGGCGUGACGCUCCCCGGAACACUUCCAGGCAAGCACCAGAAACUGGGCGACCCUUUGCAGGCGACGCAGAACGUCGUGCACGAGUUGUUAAGCAACGUGAUGAUCAAAGCGCUAGAAGAAUCCAUGAUGGCGCAGACAAGAGGCGUGUCUAAAGUCUCCUGCGUUUCCCUUUCGCCCUUGCCUCCCCCAUCCCCUGACGCCCCGCCCACCUCGCAUGCUAAGCCCGCUAACACUGACCAGGCUGAUGCUACAAACCAUACAGCUAUGCCUGUCCCUACCCUGACACCUGGCCUAAAAAUUCCGACCAAUCACAAGAUGCUGUUUCGAACGAUUAACAACGAGGCGGUUGCCAAUGGCGACAGCAUCCUGAAGACUAUGAAGCAACGGGACUCACCAAGCUCGGAACCUACCAAGAGACGUAAGAAGCCAUCAGGCGUGAAGCGACGCAGCGCGUCCCAUAGCCCCACACGCAAGGGGCGACGCACAGGGAGAGGCAAGGGGAGUGAGACAGACAGCGAAAAGGAGAAGAGACAGGGUCAUAGACGGAGGAAGGGGUCCGUGCCGGGGGGCCCGUCAGACCCUAUGACAAGUGAAAGUGUGCCAGAUUUGAAGCUCGGACCACAAAACGACCAUACAGCAUUAAGGAGACGGAGUUCAGACAUAGUCCAACCAGACAAUCGGUCCAGGCUGGCUGCACGGUUCACCAAGUCACAUUCAGUUGGCGAGAAUCCUGAAGCAAGCGUCUCGUGCCAAGUUGUGGACUUGAACAACAUGAACAGUAACUGGAAACCCAAGAAAGAGGUGUCAUUCUGGAUGUGAACAUGAACCGACCGGAACCAGAUUGAACUGGAUCAGUCCGGUUCAUACCGGAUUGCACCAAAGUGGGUUAACUCUUUCAACCUCGUAAAAAGGUUACUAGCCAAGUCUUUGUGUGUGUCAUGUGACUAGUAUUUCAAAUGAACAAAGAGUACUGUUUAUGUAUAUAUAUUUAAUUGCCACCAAUGUAUUCUGAUAUAAUAGGAAAAUGAUUAUUUGGAAUCCAAAUGAAUAAAUUGAGGGUUAAACGUUAAAUUUGGAAAUUCAGUUUUAGGCCAGUUUUAUUGGUUUUAUUGUAUUACAGUUGCAUAUAGACGUAGUACACAGGCCUAUGCCAAUGCACACAUACUCAGAACAGCCAUGUUUCAAUCAAAAGGAGUAUUCUACAUGCAAAUGAGAAUAAAAAACUGGUUGAAACCAGUUUGGACCAGUUCGAGGUGGUUCUCAACCUGUUUAGACCAGUACAUAAUUACACACAAACUACCAGUGAGUUUGGGUACCAAUAUUUCAGUACUAAUGCUUUCGCUGUACAGCCCAUCAGUUUAUUAAUAUUUCAUGACAAUCGUAUUGUACAUUCAAUGCCAAAAUUCUUUGAAAGAACAAUUCAGUUUCUAAAAUUGGUGUGCACUUUUGUCAAUGAAACUGCUGUGUAUAAAAUUGAUGCCUUUUGUUUUAUUUAGAAUUGAUAUUCAAAUCUUUUUCAUUAUGUUUGCAUGAAAACAUUUUGAGUGAAGAAAAAGUAAAAACAAAAAGCAGAAAGUUGUGCACAAAGCUAAUAGGUCUUCAGUUCCAGUACCUCUUAAAAGACUUUUUUUUUACAUUCCUAUUGUCUGAAAUAACUGCUGAACAAGUUGCUUUUCUCUGCGUACCUUCGUUAUUCUUACCACUGUUAAGUUAUAUGUAAAUAUAGCUGAAAGAUGUAGUAUUGUGCCGUCCAUAUAUAACAAACUUUUGACGCCGAUGUGAACUUGUUAUUGUAGGUGCUGUAUAUAUGUCAGUUUGUAACUUUGAGAUUCUUUUUAUUGUAACUAUUGUACUAAGAGUACUUUUAUCAGUUGAUAAUGACCAAAGACAAUCUUAUGUUUUAAUUCAUGCCAGUUCUUAACCCUUGUAGAAGACUUAUGAUCGUAUAUAUAUCGCAGGUUCAAACUUUAGUAGUUCCAAAGAAUGCCCUUAUGUGUACAUAUCAGUGAAGUUUUUAAGCAAAGUAUUCAAUUUUUAAAAGUGUGGUGCUUUAUUUGUUUGGUAUGCCAAAAAUAGCAUUAUCGAUUCAGUUGGUCGU